This is a messenger RNA of Canis lupus familiaris (dog), 2006 nucleotides long. RefSeq names its product syntaxin 2 (gene STX2). The coding region runs from base 103 to 1062 and encodes 319 amino acids. Gene Ontology annotation, cellular component: synaptic vesicle; SNARE complex; plasma membrane. The record is from RefSeq and is a predicted model, not a curated record. Gene Ontology annotation, biological process: exocytosis; intracellular protein transport; synaptic vesicle fusion to presynaptic active zone membrane. The transcript has 11 exons. Gene Ontology annotation, molecular function: SNAP receptor activity; SNARE binding. Lineage: Eukaryota; Metazoa; Chordata; Mammalia; Carnivora; Canidae.
CCGGCAGGUUGAGGCGGCUGCGCGGCCCCUGAGAGUCCGCGGCGGCCGGAGGCGGCGCCGGCCAGGCCUGAGCGGCAGGGCGUGGCGCCCGCGCCCGUGGGGAUGCGGGACCGGCUGCCCGACCUGAGGGCGUGUACAAAGAGUGAUGAUGGGGACACAAGUGUUAUUGUUGAGAAGGACCAUUUCAUGGAUGAUUUCUUCCAUCAGGUCGAGGAGAUCAGGAACAGUACAGCUAAAAUAGCUCAGGAUGUUGAAGAAGUAAAGAAAAACCACAGCAUCAUUCUUUCUGCACCAAAUCCAGAAGGAAAAAUAAAAGAAGAGCUUGAAGAUCUGAAUGGAGAAAUCAAGAAAACUGCUAACAAAAUCCGAGCCAAGUUGAAGUCUAUUGAGCAAAGUUUUGACCAGGAUGAGAGUGGGAACCGGACUUCGGUGGAUCUUCGCAUACGGAGAACCCAGCAUUCUGUACUAUCUCGGAAGUUUGUAGAAGUGAUGACGGAAUAUAACGAGGCACAGACGCUGUUCCGGGACCGAAGCAAAGGACGGAUUCAGCGUCAGCUAGAAAUUACUGGAAGAACCACAACAGAUGAUGAGCUGGAGGAGAUGCUGGAGAGUGGAAGUCCUUCUGUCUUCACGGCAGACAUUAUAUCAGAUUCACAAAUUACUAGACAAGCUCUCAAUGAAAUUGAGUCUCGUCACAAGGACAUCAUGAAGCUAGAGACCAGCAUCCGGGAGCUGCAUGAGAUGUUCACGGACAUGGCUAUGUUCGUGGAGACCCAGGGUGAAAUGAUCAACAACAUAGAAAAAAACGUUAUGAACGCCACAGACUACGUAGAGCAUGCUAAAGAAGAAACAAAGAAAGCUAUUAAAUAUCACAGCAAAGCUAGAAGGGUCCCGGUGACCAACGCUGGGAGCAGCUGGAACUCCUGUGCGUGGCCGCCCUGUGUGGCCUGGGCUUCCACACAGCGUGGCGGUGGAUCCCAAAGUGAGCAUCUCCGAAGGACCAGGCAGCAGCUCUCCCCUGUGACCCAGGCUUGGAAGUCACACAGUGUCACUUCGGCAUAAUCAUUGGCCAGCUCGCGUCCGAGUGGUAGGAGCACAGACACCACCUCUGCACAGCAGCAGCGGUGACAUCCUUGUAAGGAGACCCCAGGGGACAGGGCCAGUGCGGACUUCUUGGAAACCAGGGUCUGUCUGGUGUGCUGGCUGCUGGCCCGGUAUGCAGGAACCCCGCGCAGCCGGCUUCCUCCACCAGAACCUCCGUGACCCAGGCUGGAGUUCGCCCGUGGGGGUAGAUGGCGCCCUCCACCCAUGAAAGGGUAUGUCCCCGUACUAAGCCGUGGGACACAUGAGCAUGACCUCAUGUGGGACUAGUGUCUUUGUAGAUGUGAUCGCAUCAAGAUGAGGUCCUAGCCCAGUGGCUGGCAGCCUCGUGGGAAGAAGUUCAUGGAGAGAGUCACCAAGGGACAGAGGCCCCAUGAGGGUGCAGGCAGAGAGGGGACUCCCAGGGGCAGGAGGAUGUGGAGGGGUCCCCUGCAGGCUUCGGGGAGACCUGGCGCCUCCCACACCCAGAUUUUGAACUUUUAGCUUCUGAACUGGAGGAGGAUACGUUCCCUUCCAGCUGCCUGGUUUGUGUGCUUCCUAUGGUAGCCAGUGAACAAGACAGUAUGUAUGAUUUUCUCAAACUGGAAUUCCUCGUGGGGUGUCAGAGGCCCAGCUGGUCCAUCCCACCUGCCUCCUUCUAUCCCACGCCGCUGCCCGCCAAGCACGCCCAGGUGGGGUCACCUUCCCAUCCCUGUGCCAGAGAAAUGAGAUGGGACGACUGCAGAGCCAAAGAAUGCACCAUUGCGGCCACACCCCAUGGACGGGACGGCUUGAAUACUUCCCUGUGGACCUGGCCAAAGGGGUGGAGAUCAUGGUCCUGUUACCUGAUUUGGGGCUGUUACCUUACACGUCUGUAGCGUGGGACCUGCUUCUGUCCACGGAAGUGAGUGUUAACUGGAGAAUAA